Porites lobata is the source of this 15348-nucleotide messenger RNA. The record is from the annotation of a GenBank genome assembly. NCBI's taxonomy places the organism in Eukaryota, Metazoa, Cnidaria, Anthozoa, Scleractinia, Poritidae.
AUGUCGUCUCGAUGUAUCGUUUUCACCAUCGUUAUCCUCGCUCUAUGUUGCCGUUAUGUCUGUUCUAUUGACGCUGAGCAUCGUGCAGCCCAUGACAGAGUUCUUGAAUGCAUAUCCAAGGGUGCUAAUACUGAUAAAAUGGGAUGCAAGCUGCCAUUCGAGACCGUCAUCUGUGACGCCUUCAAGGUUUGAAUCCUCUUUUUACCUAGUUUGUUGUGAUCUGCAUUUUUUUCUCUCUUUUUUUUUCAAACAUUUAGAACACGUCUGCUGUCAUCAACUACUAAAAAUUAUCACAACGGUUAAGUCAGUAAAACUAGAACAAGGUCCGGAACACCCCGAACACUCCCCAAAACACUUCCGAACUCCCUUGGAACUUGAUGAAAUACCCCGAAAGUCAGAAGUCAGAAUGCAAUAUAAGCUAAAUAAAAAUCUGAAACAACAAAGAGACUAAAAAUCAUUAUUAGUAAUAAAAUACACGAGAGGAAAAAAAGGAGAUUGACAAUGGCAAGAGGUUAGGUAUAUCAACAAUGCCUGCUGCCAAAUGUUCACUAACACCCCUGACUAUUAAAUAAGGUUAAUCCAGUAUAUCAUAAUCAGAUCCUUAAUUUGAGCAGAGGCUGGGAUUAUCACGAUGUUUAUUGAAAAACGUAGUUUUUCCUUUCUUGAGCGUUAUGCCAAAAUCAUGUUUGUACAUUCUCAAAGAGAAUUACUUGAAUUAUUAGAGUAAUUGAAGCGGGCCAGUGGAAUCGUCCCAGACCGCAGUGAUACGGGCUCAAUGUUUGUAUUUUGUCUAAUACAGUCGAGAAUCCAUGUGCAGCCACCUCCCUUAAGCGACCUCCAAUCCAAAACACUAACACUUUUCAAGCAAAAGCGUUACAGUUGGAAACUCUCGAAAACGACCUCCUCCUGUAAGCGACCGCGUUCACUAUUUAGGUGCUGACAGGUUAAUGAUUUUCAUUGUUUUUAACCUAUUGUAAACGACCACUUGAGGAUUUGUCUGAUAAUCCUAUCUUGUUGUAUUACGUUCGCUGUUUGUAUGCGCUACUUAUGCGAAGAACUUAAGUAACAUGAAACUUCACAUAUCCUGAGGUGGCUCCUUAGAGUAAAUUAGCCGUGCGCAGCCUGAGCACUAGUAUGGCGCGAGCUUUAAAAUCUGUGCGACGUCCACGCAAAAAUAAACAAACAUGGCCUCUCAGUUUCGGAAUACUCCCCAAGAAAACUUUAUUAACUUUCUGUUGAAGGUCAUUGUGAAAAAAAUUUGGUUAGUGUAGGUCAAACAUUUAUGAGAGGAAACAAUGUUACGCCGGUUACAAGUCACUAUCAACCUCCAUAAGAGUAAAUUGUAUGUGUCAACGAAGCAGAAAUUUUCCAAAGACAUCAAUUUUUUCGCUUCAAAAGUAGACAAACGUAAAAUAGUCGAAGAAAAAAGUGAAUGGAAACUUUACAAAGAAAACGAAGAAAAAAGUACAUAACCCCUGAAGGAGGCAAUGUUGACUGUUUCUAGCCUUUGGUUCACGGCAAGAGAGAAUGAUCUAGCUCAUUCUCUCUUGUUCACGGUGAAUGGAAAGAUCUGAAAGAUCGAGCCAAGUCCCGAUCAAACACAGAAGAUUGUCUUCCCCAGUGGAGCUCCUGGCUCACUUUUUUUUUCUUACUUUUGAUUUGUUUAAGAAAUUCUAUAAAUGAAUUUAAGGCAAGAUUACAGGCAGCGUAAUUUUUUUCUUUUGCUGACUCUAUCACAUAGUUUAAAAAACGUAUCAGAAAAAAGGUUUCCUACUUGCAUCCUGAUAGAAGGAACCUUUCCAUCGACGAACCAACAUCCUUCCACUUUUUCUUGUUUCAAAAGUCCUUUAACGCACAAGAUGUACUAGAAAAUGUUUUUGCGCAACGAAAAAUAAUCUUUGAGUCAUAGAUUGACCCUUGACGAAAACAAUAGUCGUCCGCCAAGAACUACAGUCUUGUACGUGCAGCUGAGGACGUGAUGUACGUUUUUUAGAUCGCCGCCAUCUUUAACAGCAGACUUUUAAAGAAAAACGUCUCCGUCGAAAUUAUCCCUCUUGAAUAACGAGGCUGAAAAAGUAUCCGGAAGUGGGCUGGCAUUUGAAGAUCUGCGAGCACUUUACAGCAGAUAGGAAAAGAAGGGCUUCAGUUACGACAAGAGAGAAUGGUCUAAGAGAGCGAAUCCCCCAAACAUGACCCUCUUCCCAUGAAAAUUAUUUUCAAUCUGUUCUUGGUUCUGUGUCAUACUGGGUGGUUAUUUUAAGGACAGCACCAUAUUGGUCGGUUAGAGUGGUGUCAUGUAAUUUUAAACUUGGCGGGUAAUUCAUUACACUGCAGAAUACGCACAGCAAGCGAUAUGACGUGCAAACUUGGUAUUACUUUCGCCGACGAAUCAAAAGAUUUCUACGUGGAAAAAUCUGACCAGAGUAGCUGCCGAAGAGCAAAACGGUCCUGGCUUGUGGAAGUUCGCCGGAGAAAGCGGUUCCGACUCGAAUGAAAUUGCUAAUUGAGGUCUUCCCUACAUCAGUAUAAAAACAUUGUACAAAAACUACAACUGUCUCUUUUGGCGACAUCCACGCACACCCGCGAGCUGUGAUACCGUCGUUUGAAUCCGACCUUGGACACGUAACAAGAAAAUAGGUUCAAAGUGUGUUCAAACAUGAAUGUUUGGCCGCCAAACAUUUGAAUUUUGAGAAGGCGCUCGACAGAUGUGGGCACACCGCUCACUACAAAGAAUUGACAGAAACCGGAAACCGCGCAUAAAAAGUCUCUGGCAUCCAGGUUAGCGAUUGUCUAACAGCUUGAAGCAUCUGACCUGAUUUGUGUUCGCAGGGCGAAAUAUUCAUCGCAAGUAAUAGACGUUAAGAAGAAGUAAUGCAGUUUGAAACUCUCAAGAAUAAUCCUUAAAAGCAAAUGUAUCGUUUCUGAACGAAAUACAUUCCUGGAAAAAGAGAAAAAAUAACUUGCACAUUUGCAUAAACAAUUGAAGCCAGCCACCUAUUAAAGGUUUUGUAUUUUGCCCAUGAUAAUCUUUGCCUUUGACUUUCACGGUGUGUCAGAAUUCAACAUUCGUUACUUUAAAUGGCUACCAGCCGUUAGAAAAUCUCAAUCUUUAAUCUCAAAGUGAAAUUUUGACUCCAAUACUGCAAUCCCUUUGUAAAUGAAAUUCAUUCCUAAAUUAUGAGCGGAACGCGCUGAUCAAAAACAUGUCAACAACAGGAGCCGAUUAGUGUCGGCUCUUGGCGCUAAUUACUAUAAUGGCUGUCAAACUUCAAAUGUUUGGCGGCGAAACAUGUCACGUUCAAGUGAAAGUAGACCACACGGGUCACGGAAACAACAGACAAAAAUAACCUACGCAGCACGCGCGCGAACUUUAAAUAGAUUUAAAAAAUUAUCAUGGGGCACAGGGAUUCGCUGUCUUAGCUCAUUCUCUAUUGGUUGCGAUCCUUGCACCUACAAACACCGUCUUCAUCUCCGAUGAUCGCCAUCCGCACGAGCACGCCCUGCGCACGAGUGACCACCACGGCUCGAAUUUUGACUACAAUGGUCAAGUACUUCGAAGAAAACAUCCAGUGUUAGCUAUAAAAUUGAAUCCGCUACCUCUCCAUUUUUAACUGAUGAGCUAUCACCGUAAUAAUACUGAUAAAAGGCUUUAAGAAUGGCCUUCGUACUUUUCGAAGAAACCACAUGUUUUCAGUAGCUAUGUGCAUUGUGCGCAUGCGGGCACGUGAUGGAUCGCGCGCGUAUUUUGCUCUUACGACCUCGAACCACGAGUGUUUUUCCGAUUUUUUGUCACGUCAGCUCAUUUAAUUAACCGCGAAUUUCUCGCGUUUAGUUCCUUCGGAAAAUUGUUUUAAAAAUCGCCUCAUUUCUUAACACUUGCACUACCUUUAUACUGUCCUUUUUUGUUAAAAUCUGUAAGAACUAAAUUCCUCUAUUAAGAAAAAUUGCAAAUUUCAAAAUAUUGGAAAAAUUGUCUUAACGACCCCAUUCUUUUCAACUUUAAAAUGUUAAGUAAUAUCGUUCAUAUAGUGUGGCAAAGUUUACAGACAGGGAAAUUAGAAAUAUUAAGACAAAUUGAUCAAAAAUGGCAAAAUUACUGCGUGUUUAAGGAUACAACGUUGCCAUGGCAACGGUGUUAAUCCAGAAAAUGAAACUUGAUAAAGGAGCCUACUUAUAUGGGUAACCUUAGAGGUGAAUCUAGUGAACAAAAUCGCAAAGAAAAAGUAACUAGAUUUCCUUCUGUAACGUAUGCUGGAUAGCUAGGGUUUUUAGUAAAUACUCUAGGGAGCCACCUUAAAAAUUGCAAACAAUAAGUUAUCUUCCAUAAGGUAUAGGUGUCCUGACAUCUUCUCAGAAGGAAGCCCCAGCGGUUCUUUUCUCUUCGCAUUUUAGGAGCUUCGGCUUCGCUACCGGAGCUUCGACUGUACCCCUCCCCUGUGUAUGGCCAGUUCGUUUGCUCUCCGCCAAUGAUGUUUAGGCUCGCAUGAUAUGCUUCGAUUGCAAUUAUAUUUUUUACAAUGUUGCUCAUUUUUAAAUUCUUUAUUCAUUGACUAUAGAUGAUGAAUCAAUGCCUUACAAAGCCUUUUGUCUCGACAACAACACACUCUAGUGAGAUCCUGGACUAUUUUCGAGCUUAUCAACUGCAGCGGGUUAUUCUCAUUAAGAAGUCGAAAAUGUGCCAGAAAUUGCCUCCAUACAAAAAGUUAAAGAAUUUGGUCAACAAAUCUGGUAAGAAGUGGUAGAGGUGUGAGUCAGUAAUCAUACAUUUCGCGGAUAGGUAUAAGAUUAUGGUCUAACUAGCCUUCCCAACAACUAACAUUUGGAAGCUUAAGCAACCACGGCAACGAAAAAAACGAAAACGUCCGAAAAAAUGAUUGAUUGUAUGAGCAAAACAACAGCACUGCACUUUCUUCAGACUCAAAAAAUACAUCUCUUUAACGUCCACAGCACGACUUCCACGUGAACGGGACUUUGGAGGACAUGAACUCACGACCACGAAUCUUUCUUUCUUUCUUUUUUUAAACUUAGAUAGAGUUCUUAAGAAUACACUUCCAGGAAAAUGCGCUUUCAUUUGACAAAUUUAGCGCGGCCAAAUAAACGUGAUAGAGUUGAAAAGGACACAAAUUUAAUAUUACAGUUUCACUUUCCUUCGUCUUCGUGGUUACUUACAAGCUCCAUGUUUUUUACCUUUUAGUGAGAAGUUAGUGUUAAGAAUGUUUUAGGGGAUAAUCAUAGACGUACCGAUUCCAUGGCGCAUACAAAUGGCCAGAAAAUUAUCGUGUUCCUUGGCUUUAAGUCUCACAUUUGAAGCUUAAGAUACUUUUAAUUCAUGUCCCUAGCACCGACCAGCGCAAAAUAAAUUUUAAAAUAGAGGCAUAACUACAAGCAAAAAGAAUCUUGUAGUUGGGGUUGAACUGCAUUCCUAUGAUAAAGUAAUUUUAGUGGUGCUAUAAAAAUUCAAGUGAAUCCAACAGAAGUUUCACUAUAAAAAUAAAAAAAUCUUUUGGGUUUCGAAGAUGAACGCUCACAAGCAACAUUAAAACCACUAAUCUGAUUUCUCUUUCAGGAGUACUGGAGAAAAGAAAAUUACAGAGUGUUGGUAAGUUCGAAGAGAGAAGAUAAAUAGGUAGCAAUCACUAAAGUGGAUAAAAUUUCAGACAGUUUUUAAGAAUAAAGUCAAUGUAAGCAAAUGCAAAGUAGUUUAUCAGCAUAGCAUCCGUAUUUAUGGUCUAAAAUCUUUGAAAAAAAAGCAAAUUCAAAGUUGGCUUGCAAUUAUGUCUUUCUGGGUUGUAAAGCCACGUAUAUUUAACUGAGAUGUUUAUUGAUUAAACGGAAAUAUCAAGGUUUUUUAUCCUAAAGCUUAAGUAAAAAGUACGUUUAAAGAAAGUCACCAAUUUGUUCCAAAUAAGACUUUUCCAUAACAAAUCGUCAAAUUUACCAAAUUCAGCACUAAACAGGUUUGUAAACAGAAAAAGAAGCAAGUAAAUGGACAGUUAUUUUUAUCCCGGAGCUCCGCUUUUGGGCUUGGCUACAUUUAUUUACAGGAGCAAAUUCUGGUAUAUAUAUACCAGAAUUUGCUCCUGUAAAAUGAUUGGUGGAGUCUCCCAGCACCUUAAUUCAAGCACUAUUCUUAAUAAAUCAGUGAAUACAAGCUGCUCUGGUCUCAGAAGACAAAAACGUUUCUAUUAUGCUUUCCAGAGGGAGACCCAUAUGUGCCAUGCGCUGGUGAAAUAAGUCGCAAGUGUUAUGCAGAAGCUGUGGAUCUUUGGAUGUACAACUAUACUGCCCUUUAUAUCGAGCAUCAGUUUAUCGAGUGUUUUGAGAAAGAAUUAACGGCUUGUGAUUUUCCCAUAGCGCGUCACAUCGCUGCCACAAUGGAGGCUUUCAAGAAGCAAGUGCAGAAAAAACACGGACUCUUCAAAUAGUAAUAAUUAAUGACAAGUGUUAAAUAUGCUAACCACCCUUGCGAUUGCCUGAGUAGUAAAACCUGUAGUUAAUAUACUAUGUAUAUUUGAAAUAAUAAAACUAUUGGAAAACAAAGCCGAACAAUAUAAUCGAUGCGAAAACAGAACAUGAAUUGGGCUGCUUACCUGGUGACUUUUUGGAGCUGUAAAGGAAAAUUCACUUAUUAGCCGCUAGAGGAACGAGGAGAAGAAAAAUCAAGCAAACUGUAAUCAGCCACUUUCGAGUUCAAAACUCUCACUUUCAAAACGAGGCUAAGUGCAUACGCCUUUCUUGUGGAAAUGAGUUUAAUUGCAUGAGAAUAAAACAUAAUUUUCACAUCAAUAGGUUUGCACUUGGCCUCACUUUGGGGUGUUUCGAUAUAGUUUUUCAAAGCCCACACCGAUAUAAUUCAAUCGCUAUAAAAUUUUCACCAAUAUUUGAACUUGUCAAAAGGUAAGUUUUAGAAAAAACUUUAUUACUAUGUCAACAAUAAACAAAAAACUUUGAAAUUGAUAAAAGCCUAAUUUUGUGCGAUCUAGACCAGCUAUUGAAAAUCCAACACUUAAGGACUUAAAGUUUGGUGUUUAGCAAAUAACCUCCGUAAGAAGUAAAAAAUUCUGUAUGUUUGAAUUCGACUAAAAGGAAAAUGUAUUUCGAACCUUAAAUUUUCAAUAGCCGUGAUAAAUUAUUUAAUAAAAUCGUUAAAAAUAACUCAUAUUAUUCUUAAGUAGCGUCAGAACGCUGCUUAAUAUCAUAUUUCGAAGCUAUUAAUUAAAAAGAAAUUUUGGUGUAUUUUCGUUCUUGCGAUCUUAAAAACUAACCCGUUUUCUCACCAACUGUCUGAGUGCAACUUCAUUCAAAAUUUGGACGUUUAGCGGUUUGUUGUAUAUCUCUGAAACGACAGGAACUAAUUUUUUUAAAAAUCUCUUCACAUAAUCUUCAUAAUGUAUAUAAUAAUUUCUAAAACUUUUAUUAAGAUUGGUUCACUGCAACACCUUGAAAUUUCAAGACAAACCUAUCCUACGAAACGGUCAAAAAUCCUCGCUACAACAUUCACUGUUUUGACGUUAUGCUAAUUUUUCCAAAUUAAUGCGGACGAUACAUAUAUCCAUGACUAGCACAUUUCAAUGUGAAUAAAAAAUAUUCUCAAUGUUUUACAUUCAAAAGAUGCGAUAAAUUCAGAUUUUUUUAAAAAAACUACGUUUUCACAAGUUUCAAUCCAUAACCAAUUGUUGGUGAAAAUUUUAGAGCGAUCAGACAAGGGAAAAACCACUUUUAAGACGAUUGAAAAAUAUCGGUAUGGUCUCUGAAAAACUGUAUCGAAACAGCUUAAAAGAGAGGCUUGGGGCAACUCAGAAAUGGCCGGCCAUUGAAUCAAGGGGUCUAUAUCACGAAACGUUCUAUAGUUGGAUCGAUUAAUUAGAUCGCUAAAAGAUGACAAAAGGGGCGGAACUCACACAUCACAAGAGGGCCCGCAGGAUGUUUCUCCCUUUUGCUUUUCUUUUCUUCUUGUGUCUGUGCCGCGAAUGAUUUUUCCUUUACUUCUCCAAAGAACGUGCCCACUAAGUAGUCUUCAUCCUGUAUAGUCACAUGACUUCUAGGAUUAAUAAAAAUGUAUGUAUGUAUGUAUGUUCUAAUACCACAUUAGAUAGCAAAUAAUCCAAUCGUUUCGAUAUAUGUUAUUAUUAAAGAACGUCAAGCGUACACCAAGGGUGAGCCUUGGAUUCUGUUACAGCAGAUUUUAAUCUCUCUUGUUAUCGCAAAUUAGGGUGUGAUUUCAUUCCAAUAAGCACCAUAAUGUUCAUUCCAAUCAGCAUCUUAUUGUUGCGUCAUUCAAUCAUGGAUUUCCCCCUCUCCCCUGACUAUAAAGUAAAUGGAUUUCUUCGCCUGGUAGGAAGUUCCUAACAAGUGAGUAAAUUCAUACAUGAAAGUGAACAAUAUGGUUACUGACUAUUGUGUGCUUUAAUUUGCAGAUAAGUUUUCCAGAUGCAGUCGAGUUUGUUUUUCUCUUGGGAUUGUCAUAGGGAUCUAAGAAAAAAAACUGUUAUAUUCCUAGACUUUCACUCAACUAAACAGGGACUGCCAUUGGUUGAUUCUUGGUCACGUGGCCUUGUCUAAAAUCAAAUGCAUCCCGAUUGCAAUACAUUUAACCUGAGAUCACGCUCAAUUUUAGCGGUUCUCAUACAUUCUCUCAAACGGCUACCGCAAAAGUUUUCGUUUCUCCUUGCCCGCCGGAAUGUAAUUUUCAAAGCAAAAAGAAAAUAGAGCCCGAUCUCAGGUUAUCAUAUAUUAAGCAAUGUACCCCGCUCGGGAUACAUUACAGCACGCGAUCAAAGCAAGGUGGAAAGUGGCGUGACAGAAGGCGGGAAAAACAGUGCCAGUUUUCUUUUUCGUGAAUGAACACAACAACACAAACACGAAGCCUCAAGCUAAAAAGCAACAAUUUUUAAAGUUAUUCCAGAGGAGAAACACCAGCUAGUGGAGGAAAAAGAUGCAAAUAAUAUAAGGAAAGUACUUUGUAAAUCUUUUCAUCCAGUGGUUUUGAGAAUUAAAUUUGUGUUGUUAUAAGUACCGAGUCGACUGUAUUGGUUCACUUUGGUUAUUCUUUUGUUGAUGUUGAAGUGAAAGUCGAGAAAAAUAACAAACACUUAAUGUCAGGUCCCUCGGGAAACCAGUAGUUUUGUUUUCCCUCGAGUCCUGAUGUUUCCCGAGACGAAGUCGAGGGAAACAUCAGGACUCGAGGGAAAACAAAACCAACUGUUUCCCUCGGAAUCCGACAUCAAAUGUAUAAUAUAACCUCCAGUUAGGUCUGUAGUCGUGGUGACGAAAUGAGACGUUCAAAUUACGUCAUAAUUUCGGUGCUGUCCUUCUUUAUUUCUCACGUCUAUUGUUGUUAUUCCACAGCAUGACCAAGUUACCUUUUUAUAUCAUUGGUGAACAAUAAAAUAGAUAAUUUUGCGCAGAAUUUACAUGAAAAAAGAAUUAAGUUCCCGGUGGAGGGAGAAGCUUCUGCUUUUGUCCACCAGUAAGGCCGCCAUAACAUCAGCUGAAAAUCAGGAAAGCGAAAGGAGGGUGAUAAAACCUUCUUAUAUUGUCAUUUUGAUAUUAUUUAGGGUCUGUAAGCCUCGUUACGGAGUGGGCUGGAGCUUUGAUAUCAGUUCACUUUACACAUCAGAGGUUCGCCAGAAAACAGUGAGAUCCUAAUUGAAUCAAUAGCGGCGUAGCCAAGGCACCCUCUUUGCUGAAGCUGCGUCAGUUUUUUUUUUUCUGAAAAUAUAAUUUUCUAGCGGUCACAAUAACGAAAGAACACACGACCUACCAUCUGUUUAGCUAUUAGUUAUGAGUCACACGUGUUUACUUCUUUUUAACCCGAACUUGCUCACUUCGAAAUAUAAAAAUGUUGCGUUUGUCAUAGUCUCAAGGUUUAGUACUUCGCCUCGAAUUGUUAAACUUGAUUAUACACGACUGAGUUUUUUGAAGGGCUUUAAAAUCUCUGAUAUAAAUAAACUCAUUCUUGCACUAAUAUUUAGAUUUGGGGUUAAUUUGGUCUUAAAAGUUUAGCCGUGUCUUUAUCAGAUAUAAAGACACCCAUAAUAAAUAAACAUAUGUUUCUUCCUUUUUUUCUUUAUAAAAUAUUAAUGAGUUUUUCAAUUCUACUUACCUCUUCCCACUGUGCCCAUUACAUCUAACUUCCAAAAAGAAAUUAGUUUGCUGUGGCAAAUGCAAACUACGAUUGCGUCAAAGCAAAAGAAGAUAUAAAAGGAACUUUUAGGCAAUUUUUUAUAAUUACUUGCUAAGAGCAGACAUAUGACGCAUAGUUCGUUUGGACAGCUGACUAUUUGUUUAAUUCAGUUUUGGCCAAACAAUUAUGAGAUUUCUUACAUUCGGCAUCUACUUUUAUCGUCAAAUACAUCAAAGAAAGCUCAUGAUUUAAGGGCUUGAGUUGCAUCAAACCUGUCAGGAAUGCCAAGCGUAACGACAGGCUUAUCAAUGUUCUUAUUUAUUACAUUGAUGAUGAUUUUAGCGCAAACUAUACCACGCAUGCUCAGUGUAAACUAUUUCCUUUACUUUUUUUGUCUCUAAAUCGAAGUGUUGAUAAGCGCGAAAAAUAGCUGUAUUGAUGAAGAAAUAAAAUAAAUUAUAGAAACCAAAUCAGGAUAGAGAAACAAAAGGUGACAUAAAACGUGACUUGGAGAACAGGUUUCUAUUUAUAUUCUAUUAUAAAUAUUUAUUUUCAGAGGUAAAAACUUUGCGCCCACGUAAAGCUACAGGGUGUAAUUGUUUUAUUCUCCGUCAGUGAAAAAAAAUUUCAUUCGUCAAGGUGAGUCUGACUUUACACUUCCUCUAAAGAGAGAGACGUUGAUGCCGAGUAAUUUCUCGCGAUAACUGGCAAUACGCGAACGCGUCGUCAGAUAUUUGUUAGAUCAGAGAAUGAUGACAGAAUUUGUUAUUUGAAAGGUAAGGGAAUUAUCUGCCUAAUAUUUCACUUGUUGCAAUGUCAAGACCAUCAAAUGACAAAUAACACAAUAUCUACUACCUUCCCAGUUAAUGUUUCGGUUUGCUGACCUUCAGGUACUGAGUUACUGUCACUGAAAUCAGGCAAUUUGAUCAACGAAACAGAUAAACCAAACAUUUGUAGGUAUCUAUCUCUACAACUCCCUGAUACUCAUAAAAAAGGAUCAGAAAGGCAGAUAGCUCGCUCUAAACUAGCUUGAUUCUGAUCGUUAAUGCUAGCAUAUCACACUACUUAUCUCACAACAUAAUAAGCACGUCUGAAAUGCAUUUAUUUUUUGCCGGGCCAACUGUAUGAUUUUGAAAACUAAAAUCAACUUUUAACAACUACAAAGCUAUUGAGGAGCCAAGUUUCUCAAUAUAUAUCUCAAAUUCAAUAACAAAAACAUAAAAUCGCAUAUGGAGUCUACUAUAACAACAACACCUACUGUGACCACGAAUAAACAGCACACCACCCAAAUGGCACUUCAGUGCCAUUUUGUUUUCCCCUGUCAAUAUUAUCCUUAUUAGUCUAUUAGCUUGUCGCCAUUUUUUUUUUCACACCUAUGGGAUUGAUUUUGUCCACUUUUUGAUAGCAAUUUUUCAAGAAAAUCUCUAUUUUUAUCCCAUUCGGUCUUUUGUUUGUUUUCUGUUUAUUUUAUUGAAUAGUCAUUGUAAAGCGCCUUUAGACAAAUCCCCUAGUGUAUUUUUGUAAACACGAUAACCUUUCGUGCUGUUAAACUGUGCCACAAAACGAGCGUUGACUAGAAGUGGGGUUUGUAUUAUUGCUCUUUUUUGAUUAACUAAUUUUUGGCAAUAAAUUAAAAUCCCACUUUUGAAAGCCUCCCCACUGAGAACAUGUAGGCUUAAAAAUAAGAAUUGAGCAUUGAAGUUCAAUUAGGUUCUUAUCUUUAAGAAUACAACGAUGAAUAUAAAUUAACUGUUCUAACCAAAUCUAAAAUAUAUGUAAAUUAUGGGAUCCAGAGGAAGUUGUUGAAUAAUUCUUUUAAGAAUACUACGUCCUCUUGAUUGAUAUAAUAAGAGGUGUCUUAUCACCCAAUUUGACCAGCAUGAAGCUGCUAAACCCCGCCCCCUCCCCAUUUUACGCCCCCUCCUUUUAUUUAUUUAUUAUUAUUAUUAUUAUUUUAAUAUAUAUUUUUUCUUUUAUCAGGGUAUAAAAUGAAAUCCGUGGAAUACAUUUGUCUCAACGUGGCAUUUUUUAUCAUGGUUUUAAUGGACCUUGCUGGCAACACCCUGGUGAUUCUAGUGAUUCGUUUAAACAAGUCCAUGAGAACGCCUAUGAACAUGCUUUUGCUUAACUUGGCUGUUGCUGAUAUGGUAGUAGCAGUGUUUGUCGCAAUACAGUUCGUCAUUGGGCCAACAUUCGAACACCCGUCUGGGACAACAGGAUUGUGGCUUUGCAAGUUUAUAACUGGAGGAACAAUGACAUGGUCAGCGGCUGCAGUAUCCGUGGGUAACCUGGUUGCAAUUUCCAUUGAAAGGUGAAUUGUUUAUGUUUCCAUCUAAAUAUAAGUUACCAAAACACGCAGGUAACGCAGCCUUCUCGUGAGCAGUUUUAAAGUUAUAAAGGGCAGCUUCCGAAUAUUCCUCAGUCCCGGGAAGCCAAAAUAUCAUGUUCAAAAAAGGGUUAAAUCUAAAGAAAAGGAGCUUCUUAGGAAAAGCACCAUUCAUUCAACAGUCCCAAUUUUUCACUCCAAAGGUGGGACCAGAAAAUUUUUGCCAGGUAAAAUAUUUAAAUCAUUGUGCAGUUGUUCUAUUGUCUCUUAUCGGCGGCUUUAUUAUUGUACAUAGUUUUAUUGCGUAAUUUAGGCUUUAUAUUGUAAAUAGCUUUGCGGUUUCCCUUUUACUUAUCUUUAAUUUUAUUUGUGUAUUUAUUUAUUUAUUUUUAUCACGGCUCAUUUGCAUAUUAUUUUUAUUUUAGAGAUCUAACCAACCUCAUCAAUUCCGCGGUUAUAUUAAGUGUGAUAUAUUCAUUUUAUUUAUGUUACAAGGUGUUUGCUUUGGCAGAUUAAAUAGAAAAUAUGAACUUGACAUAAUUUGUUCGAACUUCAUAUCGUAUCGAUGACAGUAACAACCCGCGACUCAGGACGGGCAGUUAGGUAUCCUCUGUUUAAGAACCUGUUUAGUCUACAAUUCUCUACACUUAAGCAAAUAAGAGUCAACGCUAACGCUAUUGUUAAGGUGUGCAGGAUUUCCCUAAGGGAUGAGCUGAAUACCACUAAAUACUUUUAGCUUCAAUGUAGUUAUUUUCUUCAGAAAACGAGAACUUAAAUGGCCUAAAUUUGUGUUAAUUACCACGCACAUAAGAACCUGUUUAGGCUAACUUUGGAAAAUACAGGUUCUAAGUCGCGGGUUUUUACUGUAUGCCCUUAUUUUCCUUUUUCUUUUUGCUCUUUUGUUAAAGAUAUCACGCAGUGGUACAGCCGCUGGCUAGUCGUUCAACACUCACGAAAACCAAGUUGAAGCUCAUUAUCUUUGGUUGCUGGUUAUUCGGUUUCGUUUGGAAUGUUCCUCUUUUUGCUGUCAUGACUUACAGAGCGGAUCUAGAGACAUGCGGCGAGCAGUGGCCUGGUCAGAUCUUUCCAAUAGUUUACAGUUUUGGGUGGAGUGUAGUGGCAGGAAUCGUACCCAUCAGUUUAAUGAGCUAUCUGUACUCAAGAGUGGUUUACAAGCUGUGGUUUGAGGUGACCCCAGCUGUACCGUCCACAUCAGCGGUGAGUUUUAUUAAUAACAACCUGCUCUGGCCUGGCCUCAGCUUGGCUGGCGCGUAAUUCGUUAGAGCGCGAUGAAACUACCACCAGCUAAAAAGGCUAUCUCUGCACAUAGUUAUUAAAGUGGAAUGGUUAUGAAACUCGUUUGGCGCUUUUGUUAUAUGUUUUUGGUUGGCUUUUUUGGACCUGACCGUGCACAAUGUUCUAUAUAUAGCAUUCCUAUCAUUUUGAAUUUACUGACUAGUAGAAACAUCGCAUUAAUUUAUUCACUCACAAUUUGAGAACAAAAGACAAAGGAUUUUCCACAGUCAGGGAGCUUCCAACAUGAAUUACAGCACCGUUGUUUUCAACAUGGAUGUUUGCCGGCUUUCCUAGCCAGUCCCUCUACUAUGCUCUGCCUAAAGAUAUCUGAAAGACAUGUCUUCACUUACAACAAGACAACCGACCCGUAGCACUUAGUCUGACCUCAGUAAGUUAUUAACCAACAUUUAGACAGUGCGGCAGUUCAUAAAAUUCCUUGGGAAUGCGGCAAGGCAUAAAUGUACAAAACGGGAAGAUUAUCCUCUAAAAGGGGAAAUAUGACUUUCUCGAAACCAGACCUCGGCCUUUUCUGAACAUGCAAAUCAGAUCGGGCGCUUCCACUUUAAGGAGGUGAUCAACAUUGUUACUCUCGUAAAGUUAAAGAGCCAUCAUCCUAAGACUUUUCUUAAAAUAACAAUGUAAACAAGGAACAAAGUAUAACACCAUCAGUAAACAAUGGGCAACCGAUCGAAGAGCAGACUUGACUUAAAGUUUUCUUGCGUAUUCUCAAAAACUAGUGAGACACCCUAGAAAGGCUCAUUUUACCUUUUUUCACCAGAAAGGUUAGCACUGCUAUCUUUAUUGAAGGAAGUUAAGCCCUCUCCCGGUCACAAAAUGAUAAAACUUCUAACAUUUGAUAACUUGUUUCCGACACUACGACAUUCUCGCUAAAACUCAUAGUAGAAUGACGACGGCUAUCACGUUUUCCCGCCAAAAUGACGCUGGGUCAUGCGCGAGCACUACUUAGUACUGAGGAAAUCUCGUACUCAUAGACCUCCUCGUUUGUUUUCAAAUGAGGUAACUUCGGACAACAAAAGAAUCCACACCCCUCCCCCUCCCCUCCUGUUGUCUUCUACAGGUAGCUCUAUCAGCGGCACAACAUUGCAUGGAAGGGGUAGGGGAAGAAAAAGCUUUAUUAUAUUUGACCUUUUUAAGUUAGCAAAGGUUAGAGAAGCCCUUUAAGGUGGCGUAUCCCUACCAAAUUUGUGGCCGAUUGUAGCAUGACAUCGGUAAAAAAAAACAACUUACUACUCUAAAUCUCUCUUUUCAGAAGAAGGCCUCACUGUCCAAAAAGAAAGCUACUAUAGCGGUGAUAACAGUCAGUUUAAUCUAUGCCAUUUGUUGGGUGCCAGUUCUUGUGAUGUACUGCUUGGCACAAUCAUUACCAAACAUGAUGGUACUCAGCCACCAACAUAAAGUCACCAUACUUCUGGCCAUGUUCAACUCCAGCAUUAAUCCAGUUGUUUAUAGUUUUACCAGUGCGCGCUUUAGAAAACACCUUGGAAAACUGCUGAGAUGCAAAUGCUAUUCGAACAACUCGGAGAAGCAGUUGAAACCUUUGGCGCAGAGGUCGCAGCCAACUGCAUCUGACGGCAUGUGA